GAACAGAAGGUGUUAUCCAUCCCUCACGGACAGAUCACGAAACAGCCACGAACACCAAAUUUGUGUUCAGUUUUUCUUUAUUUUAAGCUGCUGUUUUUCAGAAGGCGCUUCAAUAAGAAGAAAACAACUGGGGCUCUUUUACUGUUCACGGGCCUUUAUUUCAUACAAAGAGACCUGCAAUGUCUCUGAGAGGUGAUGUGUGUGUGGUGACGGGUGCCUGUGGAUUCCUGGGAAAGAGGCUGGUGAGGCUGCUGCUGGAAGAAGAGAAAAUGGCUGAGAUUCGACUGCUGGACAAACGCAUAGAGCUGCAGUUUUUGCAGAAUUUGGAGGACUGUAAAGGUGAGACAAAGCUGAGUGCUAUUGAAGGGGACAUCAGAGACGGUGAGUUCCUGAAAAAAGCCUGCCGCGGUGCAUCAGUCGUCUUCCACGUGGCGUCCAUCAUUGAUGUCAGUGACUCAGUGAAGUACAGUGAGCUUUACGGGGUGAAUGUCCGAGGAACACAGUUGCUUUUGGAAGCCUGUAUUCAAGAGAAUGUGAUGUCCUUCAUAUACACCAGCACCAUCGAAGUUAUGGGUCCAAACCCCAAGGGAGAACCUAUAAUCAACGGCAGUGAAGACACAGUUUACAACAGCACUUUGAAGUUCAACUACAGCAAGACCAAAAGGGAGGCUGAGGAGAGAACCCUGCAGGCCCACGGUGAAGUGCUCCAAAACGGAGGCCAGCUGGCAACCUGCGCCCUCAGACCCAUGUAUAUCUAUGGAGAGGGCUGCCGCUUCCUCCUAGGCCACAUGGAUGAUGGGAUAAGAAACAGGAAUGUUCUGUUUCGCAUGUCACUCCCCGAGGCCCUUGUGAAUCCUGUCUACGUGGGCAAUGUGGCCACCGCUCACCUCCAGGCAGCCCGCAGCCUCAAAGAUCCACAGAAAAGGAUUGCCGUUGGAGGAAAGUUUUACUUCAUUUCUGAUGACACUCCACCUGUGAGUUAUUCAGACUUCAACCAUGUCAUGAUGUCUCCUCUGGGUUUCAGUAUUCAAGAGAAACUCCAGCUGCCACUCAGCCUCCUUUACUUAUUCUGUUUCCUUUUGGAGACACUGUCCAUAAUCCUACGGCCUUUCAUACGCAUCAUCCCACCAUUGAACCGGCAGCUCCUCACCAUGUUGAACACGCCGUUCAGCUUUUCCUAUCAGAAAGCCAAGAGGAAUCUGGGAUAUGUCCCCAGAUACAGCUGGGAAGAAGCACACAAACGCACCAUUGAAUGGCUCGCCUCACAGUUGCCAGCAGAGAGAGAAAAAAUCUCGUCUAAAUAG
Archocentrus centrarchus (flier cichlid) is the source of this 1304-nucleotide messenger RNA. Its product is annotated as 3 beta-hydroxysteroid dehydrogenase/Delta 5-->4-isomerase-like. Gene Ontology annotation, molecular function: oxidoreductase activity, acting on the CH-OH group of donors, NAD or NADP as acceptor. The transcript has 3 exons. Lineage: Eukaryota; Metazoa; Chordata; Actinopteri; Cichliformes; Cichlidae. The record is from RefSeq and is a predicted model, not a curated record. Gene Ontology annotation, biological process: steroid biosynthetic process. Bases 180 to 1304 code for a protein of 374 amino acids.